ACUAACAGUGUAGCAUGGCCAAAGCAUUUUCGUUUCUUUUCGUUAUUUUGAGCUAUUCAAGCUAUUUAUCGAUAGCUGUAGAGGUGGACCCAACUCCUGAAGAGUGGGUGAAUCCUUGGGAUAUGACUAAAUACGAUGCAGCUGCUAAAACCAUUGAUCACGGGGACACUUUAAGUGGCCUUCCAAAAGAUGGUGAUUCCAGUCCUAACCACAGUCCAUCCAUGAGCAGGCUUAAAGCACAGCUAACACAGUGUCAGAAAGAUUUGAAAAAGCUGCCUGCUCAGUGCCAGGCAUGUGCUGAGAAAACUGUUGCUAAUGCCUCACCAUGUGAAACGCCACAUUUUAAGAGGGUAAUCAGAAUCAUAUUAGGCAAUCUUGAAGAUCGUGGUGAUCAUGAUGUGACAAUUACUGCUUCAAAAGAUGACACUGCAACCUUAGAAAAAUUCAUCAAAUCUGAUGAUGGAAACAUCCAAGAUGCCGCAGAAGUAGUCACUGCUAUCAUAUCUAACUUUAAAAGCAAAGGUAGCAUGUAUGACUUUAACCAAUGGGACUCAUCAUCCUUCACUUAUGUAACUAAAGAGGCAGUUCUUGUCCUGGCAGCACUGUUUUUUGUGCUCUGUGCUGCAGUGGUUUUUGAGAGGUAUACAACUUUAACUUGGCGGAAGCAACUUUGGUGUGUUCUUUUCCUGUGCUUUGCUGUAAGUAUUCCAUGGGAGUGGUAUCAUCUGUACAGAAAGGCAUUUGCUUCUAAACAAGCGCAGAUGGAAAAGGAGAUUCCCAAGGAGUGCCGGCCAGAUCAUCAGUUACGACCACUUGAGUCUCUAGUACUUUGGUUUAGGAACUCAUUUACCUUUACAGAUGACAUUUGUAUCAAAUACCAGGAGACCUUGCUUGUUGAUCCAUUCUGGGAAAUCUCUCCCUCUAAAGCAAUUUCUGCAACAGUGGCCAGUAUCAUUGCUCAGCCAUUUGAACACAUUGCAGAGGCCUUGGGCAAGAGUUUUCGAGCAUUGUUCAGAGAGGUUCCAUUGCAAUGGCAGCCGUUUGUGUUUAUUGCUGUAAUCUUUUUAAUUGUUGUCAUCAUUUUCACAAUUAGUGGAUUACAAAUAAGGCUGCCAUUUGUAACAAUCGCAACUACCACUGCCCCUGCCCUGCCUGGAAAUAUCCAUGGAAAUCUGCAACAGCUUCAGGACCAACUCCAGAAUGUUGUGCGUCACUUAAAUGAUGUGCCUGCACAACCCAGAGGUGCAAUUGAUAAUGCUCCCUUACAAGAGGACAUCCACAAUCGUUUAGGGCAGGUUUAUGAUGUUUUGAAUGCCAUAAAUGAAAGACAACAGAGAUGGGAAGAGGACAUGCAAAGAGCCCAGCCUAUGAUUCAACAAGCUCCUCAGCCAGCACCAGAGGGCCUUGGUCAUGUGGAGGCUGGUGCUACUGUGGUUGGGGCACAGGAAGAGAGACCCGAGAGACAGCCUGUCUCAGAAACACACCCUGUUGCAACAACAUGCGCUGUUACAGAGACACACCCUGUUUCAGAGACUUCCGAUCCGAAAACUCCUGUUCAGAAUAUAGAUACUGCUCAUAUGAGGGAUUUUGACUUCCAGGAAUCUUGAUAUAUUCUUAUGUAAAGUUGAUUCUUUGCAUAUGAAUGAAUGAGAUCAGUAAAGUUGUUCAAUCCCUGCAAGAGGCUAAAGGAAAGUGCAAAAGACCAACACUCUAAUUUAUUCCUGGCUUGUUCUGAUAAAAUUGGUUAGGGUGCCUUAGCAUAGGAGUAUAACUGGAGAAAUUUGACAAGUAAAUAAUCCAGAAGAAGUACUGUUAGUAGUACACUUACAUAAGGUUUUAACAGCUUUAAUUUUUGUUGUUGAAAUUCCACUACUGAAUUUCUUUCAGUGUUAAAUUAAUUUUAUGUAAGAAAAUAAAUAGUGAUGUAGUCACCUAUGAAAUGUGAACAGUUCUCAACUAUAAUUCAAUAAGUUGUAUGUCUUCCUGUGAUGUGAUUUGUAACUCUCCCUACUGGUUGCCAUACCUAUUUUUGCUAGUUUGUUGAGAGCAUUCAGUGUGAUAUCUAGGAGAAACCCUCUGGCUAAUAAGUUUUCGUUAUCUCUUCACCUUAAUACUGGGUAAUGUAAUGACAAUGUAGGGAAAGUAACAAAGUAGUAAGUGCUGCAGUAUAGUUAGUGAACUCAAGUGUUCAACACCAGGAAUCUCUAGUUCAGCUUCAGGGUGUUGAUCAAGAAUCAAAGUGGAAAAAAAAUUGCAGGUUAAAUCUUGAUGGACUGAGAUUUUUUGUAUAUUGUGAAGUGAAGAUUAUGCCUUUGUUACUUUACCCUUUUUUUUCAUUUUAGUGUUUCCUAAUGAAAACCCUGCAACUCUACUGAUUUUGAAAUAACUAAGGUUUGAGGUUUUUUUUCAGAACUUUUCUGUUUUAAAGGAAAAAAAUUUAAUGUGACUGAGUUGUUACUCUCAUUUGAUAAUCUCCUAUCAGUAUGCUAAUGCAGUAGCUAGCUGAAGAUUUUAUUUACUAACCAUGUAUUAGUAACAAAUGUUCAUACAUUAAGAACAAGGCGUUUUUCUUUCA
This is a messenger RNA of Pocillopora verrucosa, 2575 nucleotides long. RefSeq names its product chloride channel CLIC-like protein 1. Lineage: Eukaryota; Metazoa; Cnidaria; Anthozoa; Scleractinia; Pocilloporidae. Gene Ontology annotation, cellular component: membrane; endoplasmic reticulum. Gene Ontology annotation, molecular function: chloride channel activity. The record is from RefSeq and is a predicted model, not a curated record.